AUGACUUCCCCUGUCCGGACUGUUCUCAUCUUGACCCUAUCCCUGCUUACCUCAGGGACUCAGGGGAGUCUUCCUAUCACUGAACAUGUUGCUGAUGACAUCGUUGACCAGUGCCAUAAGGUGGUCAUACAUGGUGUUAAGGAGGCAUCACAGAUCGCUAAGGCCACUAACACUAAUAAGGACCCGAGAUCCAUCUGGUUGGUGGGAGAUGAUCGUGGUAGCUUCUCAAAGCACAGUUGUGAGGGUGUUAAGGAUUCCCCUAGGAAGGACACUGAGGAGUCGGCCUAUAAAGUGUCGACCGUUUGUGAUGCCCAUCCAACUAGCCUCUAUUUCGAGCAUGAAUACGAUGCUCUGAUGUUCGCUGUUAAUUGGGGAGGCCUGGAGACGUUUACGGUAUCCCCGGAAGUAGUCGGCGACGCCUGGGUAGAGGAGAACCCCUUCUCCACAUGGUGGGCCGUGAAGCAAGACCUAGGCCUUUCCUACGUUCGUUACAAGAAUGGAGUUCCCAAACUACGAAGGAUAACUCUGGGGGAUUUCAAGCUCUACUGUGGAGUGGUUCGUUCCGGACCGAUCGAAGCCAGCGGUCGCUUUGAGUUGGAGCUCACCUGCACGCACGAAAAGAAAAUGAGCAAAACCUUCAACUUGCUGUUCAAGGAAAGAUCGACUGCAAUGAUGUUCGCUGCCAACUGGGGUGGAUACACUCUAGGGGUGCCAAUAAGCUCCUCUGAGUUGGACGGCUCAGAUGUGGCCUCUGCUGAGGUUCGCAUCAAUCCUUCCACUGAGAUGGCUACUGAACGUAUACUCACUAUGAAGUCUGGCGAGAAGCACUUGUGUGCGGGAGUGACCGACAUCGAUGGUAAAACGGUGAAGGCCUCGUGUGCCACGACGGAAAUCGACAUCAAUUUCGCUACGGAGCAAAAGGCUGAGAAGUUUGCCGCUGAAUGGGGCGGAUUCAGCGAGGUUGCGGCGGAUUUGAUAUCGAGAAGUUCGGGUGUCCACUCGGGAGAGUUCAGUGGGGCGCUCCUUCGCGCCACUUCUGACGUUUGCGAUUUGGGGAAGAGGAUUGUACGUGGACGUAUCGAGGUUGAAGGCCUGAACGGUCGCAUCAGAUGUGACCGCGUCAGUGAGCCCGUCAACUACGAUAGCAACAGCGACACCUACGUCGUGAAUGCCAAAUGCCAAGGGAAGACGGUUGGUAUCAGAUUCAAGGAGGAGGAUGACGCCUGGAGGUUCUCAUCGGAAUGGUCACAUUUCAGAGCUGAUGUGUCUGUCAAUCUAGCCUUGAUAACACCGUCUCUUCGGGUCGAGAUAAGACCCUCCACGACAACUGAAUCGGCAUCUAAGUACGCACUGGUAGCAGCCACUCGAGAGCGGUUCACUAGAGAGGAUCGUGUUGGGCCUGAGGGCACGAAAACGGAGGAGAAGAUUUGGUACGCCUGUAGGAAGGUUUGGACAGUUGCUCAGUUGAAGUCAAGUGAGCACGCGGUUCGCACAAGAUGCGGCCUCUCAUUUCGGGGUGAUACUCCUACGAUGGAAGAGCGCACUGAUGAGGUUGAUAUCAUAUUUGACAGGGAGAAAGACGCGAAGGAGUUUGCCCAGCAGUGGGGACAGUACGUUGCGGUGGAUCUGGAGCACCUCGAGGGCGCUGAUCUCGGUGGUCGUGGUGUUGUUGAAAGAGUUGAUACAGCUGCAGUGUUCAAGGAUACGUUUUCUGGAGCUGUGGUUGGGAGAAUCUUCACUAUAAGCGGUUCGGCUUACUUCUGCGGGUCUUUGAAGGAGGAGACAGGCGUGUCGAUGGUCUACAAGGAAGAACGUUAUUACCUCACUUUGAGAUGCUCCACCGAUGAGCGCCUGGAGAGUACCAUAGAGGUGAAGUUGGUUUUCAAAACGAUCACGGCGUGUAUAACUUUUGGAAUCAUUUGGGCCCAACUAGAGAACCCAGUGGUGGAGAUGGACGGCAGUUUGCUGAGGCAGGCGUAUGCCACAGUGCAGGGGAGUAACCUCCGUCUCGGAACACCAAGACAGAUACUGGCCGCUAAAGUGCAAUAUAAUAUCAACGCUGAUGUCUUGAGGAGAACUCUGGAGGUUGAGGAUGGAAUUGGGAAAGUUAUGGUACAUGUGUGCGCGCCACUUACGGCUGAUAUUGCGAAUAGAAAUGGUGGAUACGUGGUUAGGGCGGCUUGUGAUGAACAAGAUGCUACUAUAAAGCACGACGAUGCUGAUCUUGUGAAGGAGUUUGCUUACCGUUGGGGGGGUCUUGAAGAUCCUCAGAUUAGAAUUGAUAACGACUUUAUUGAUUCUUGUCGAAAUGUGGUGAUGGGCACUAACUCUGCGGUUCACACGCUGGAGCAGGCCUGGGUUGAUCAUGUGGGUAGAGGGAGUGCAUCUACUAUGAUGGUUGCUAGACGCUAUAUUAAAGUAAGUUUAACAGGAGGGGGAGUUGACAUUGGUGUGGUAUGGCUAGGUGCGGCAGCAGACUAG
Molecule: messenger RNA, 2481 nt
Organism: Perkinsus marinus ATCC 50983
Lineage: Eukaryota; Perkinsozoa; Perkinsida; Perkinsidae
Exons: 18
Coding region: 1-2481 (826 amino acids)
Source: RefSeq, a predicted model, not a curated record